This is a messenger RNA of Rubroshorea leprosula, 2048 nucleotides long. The record is from the annotation of a GenBank genome assembly. Lineage: Eukaryota; Viridiplantae; Streptophyta; Magnoliopsida; Malvales; Dipterocarpaceae.
CUAAUUAACCAUAAAUUAUUGCACCGUUCCUAAUGUUAGGUAGAGGAUUUGUCAAGAAUGGUAGAGCUCUGUUCUCAAGUUCCUGGAGGCUUGAUUAUCAUUUCUCGGAUUUUCGCAGCGCAUCUUGCUACUGAAGCUAAAGCAUUGGUUGAACAUGUUGAGGAUGGUGCAAGCAAUGAAAAGGAUUUUGUAAUGAAGGCUAUUGAGUUGCGUGACAAAUACUACACCUACGCCAAUGAUUGUUUCAAGGGAGAAACUUGUUUACUUCUGGAUCUCAAGAUUACUUUUCAAGAAUUUUGGGGAAAGGGUGUGGUUGGGAUGUCAUGUUCAAAAAUUUUGGCUUCCUUUUGUGAUAACAUUAUAAGGAAAGGAGGAAAUGAAGCAAUUGAAGAAACCCUUCAGAAGGUAGAAGACUUGCUCAAUUAUAUCACAUGUGAUGACAGGGAUUUGUUUGCAAAAUGUUAUUGGAAAAAGAUGACUCAAAGGCUUCAUUUUUACAAGAAUGUCGAUGUGGAAUUUGAGGCAUGUAUUCUAACACAACUGAGGUGGCACUUGCAACCCUUCAGUAAGAAGAUGGGGCAAAUGCUUAGAGAUUUAACAUUGGCAAAACAAAAUCAAAUGGCUUUUAAGGAUUACUUGAGCACUAUUCCAUAUACAAAUCCAAGGAUUGACUUGGCUGUAACUGUUCUCACCAACCGUUGUUGGCCUCGCUACAAGUCUUUUCAUCUUAACCUUCCAACUGAAAUGGUCAAAUGUGUUAAGGCUUUCACUGAGUUUUAUCAAACUAAAAAGAAUUGUAGGAAACUUACAUGGAUAAAUUCCUUGGGGACCUGUAAGCUCAUAGGCAAUUUUGAGUCCAAAAGUAUGGAGUUGGUUGUAACUACAUCUCAGGCUUGUGCAUUGCUACUCUUUAAUGAGUCUGAUAGGAUUACGUAUUCAGACAUCAAGGCCUCAUUAAAGUUGCCUGAUAAGGAUCUUGUGAGGGUUCUACAACCUUUAUCUUGUGCAAAGCGUAAGAUACUUAAAAAGGAACCAAACACACAAACCAUAUCUCCUAGUGAUUACUUCGAAUUCAACUCAGAGUUCACAUAUAGAAGGAAAAGGAUCAAGAUUUCAAUACCUCCUUUGGUUGAGAAGAAGGUAGCUGUAGAUGAUGAGACUCGUGUCCAAAAUAGAAUUCAUAGAUCAAAUGUCAUUGGAGCCACAAUAAUGAGGGUAAUGAAAAGGCAUAAGGUUUUGGGUUUUCGACAGUUGUCAAAGGAAUGUCUUGGGCAGUUGCGCUCCAAGUUGAAGCUUCAUCCCAGGGAGUUCAAAAUGCAAAUUGAAAGUCUGAUUGAGCAAGAGUAUAUUAAGAGGGACAAAUCUAAUCCUAAUCUGUUCAGGACAGGGAUGAACGUAGCGAGUUGCAAGAAAAUCAGCCACCCAUGUGAUGAUCCAAUGCAAGGAAACUCAUCGAGAAGCACAGGCCAGGUUAUCGGGUGCAGACUGCAAGGCGAGUUUUUGAACAUGCUAAUGAAGCUGCAACAACCUCGUUUAGAAACAGGAAGCAUGAGCCACGGUGUUUUGAGGAAUUUUUUGGAUUCUGCAAAAGGGUUCCAGUAAGAAGAUAAAGCUUUUGUCCGAACAAGAUCUUUGUAAGGCAGUCGCCAGAAGAUGGAUUCCAAUACCUCGCAGGGCAAGCUGCGAAGGUUUCCCUGCUCCUCUUCAUGUUGAACAUUUUUACUUAAUUAGGAGCCUAAUGGUUGGCCUUAUAUAUAUAUACAUAGAAAAAGGACAUUGACCAAAUUCUAAUAGGACUAUUAUACAAUUCCUGGCCGGAUUGUAAAGUUAAAGUCCAGUUAAUCUUAGAAUUCUGAGUCAUUAAUGAUCUUGGGAGGUUUUUAGCUAUCAGGCUCGUUUAUUAUCAUCAUCAUUAUUAUUAUUAUUAUUAUUAUUAUUAUUAUUAUUAUUAUUAUUAUUAUUAUUUUACAUGAGAAAUUUAGGGGUUAUGGUUGAUUUAACUACUCAAAAUGUUACAUAUAUAUAUAGAAUAAAAUAUUUCAUUUAUU